AUCCCUAUCACCGGUAUUUAGGUUGUAGUCUUCACUGGAUAGAUUUGUGAAAUCGUUUUACUGUCUAGACGUCAUAAACUGCGAAAUAUUCACUGCCAUCAUGGAUAUUGAAUCUUUGAAGAAGAAAUUAAACUCUCAUGGACAAGAAGAACUUCUUAAAUUUUGGGACACUUUAGGUGAAAAGGAACAAAAAUCAUUGUACGAACAAAUAAGCUCAAUAGACAUCGCACAUGUGGUAGAAUCUUUUAAAACUGUGACAAUUGAAGAUAAGAAUCAUAAUAAAAUUGAUGAUCAAAUGAAACCUGUAUCUCCUGAUGUCUUUGGCAGUUUUGAAAAAUCUGAUGCCAAAACUAGAAGAAAAUAUGAAGAAAGAGGGUUGACGGAAAUCGGUAACAACAAAGUUGGGGUUCUACUGCUAGCUGGGGGACAGGGGACAAGAUUAGGUGUGAACUACCCUAAGGGCAUGGUCAGUGUUGGUUUACCCUCUGGUAAAACUCUUUUUCAAUUACAAGCAGAGCGUCUUUUAAAGUUACAACAACUAGCUGAAGAGUUUUCUGGUCACAAAAAUGUGAUACCUUGGUAUAUAAUGACAAGUGAACAUACAAAAGAACCCACAGAAGCAUAUUUUGAAAAAAACAAAUAUUUUGGUCUUGAGAAAGAGCAUAUAACAAUAUUUGAGCAGAGUAGAUUACCAUGUGUUAGCAAUGAAGGAGAGAUCAUUCUUGAAACACCAAGCAAAAUUGCAAUGGCACCAGAUGGUAAUGGCGGACUUUAUAGGGCAGUAAACAAACACAAAGUAUUAGAUGAUAUGUCAAAACGUGGUGUUCAAUAUGUCCAUGUCUACUGUGUAGAUAAUAUUCUAGUUAAAAUGGCAGAUCCUAUUUUCCUAGGUUUUUGUAUUGGUAAAGAUGCUCGAUGUGGAGCUAAGUCUGUAGUAAAAGAAUUCCCCACAGAGCCAGUAGGUAUUAUAUGUAAUGUUAAUGGUGUUUACCAAGUUGCAGAAUAUAGUGAAAUCAGUACAGAAACUGCUGAAAAGAAAACCGAAGAUGGAAAAUUAGCAUUUAAUGCCGGCAAUAUUUGUAACCAUUUCUUUACACUUGAUUUUCUUAAGGAAGUUGCUAGUCAAGACCAAGAAAAGAAAUUAAAAUAUCAUAUAGCAAAAAAGAAAAUUCCAUAUGUAAAUGAAGAGGGCAAAUCAUGUAAACCAGAAAAACCAAAUGGGAUCAAAAUGGAGAAAUUUGUGUUUGAUGUAUUCCAGUUCUGCACAGACAAAGACUUCGCCGUGUGGGAGGUUUUGAGAGAAGAAGAAUUCUCACCAUUAAAGAAUGCCAACACUGCAGAAAAAGAUAAUGCUACUACUUGUUGUCGUGCAAUUUAUGACUUACAUAUAAAAUAUAUAGAAAGAGCUGGAGGAAAUGUUGUGAAGAAUAACCCUAAAAAAUCUCCAAGUCAUCACAGUGAAAAUGAUGAUUUGAUUGUUUGUGAGAUUUCACCACUCGUGUCUUACGCUGGUGAGGGCCUAGAAAAUCUAGUAAAGGAAAAGACCUUUGUAUCUCCAGUAACUGUCUUUAAAACAUCUGAUGGUACAGCUACAGUUAAAGACAGCUCUGCGUAACUUACUCUUUAGCCUCAUUGAAGAAACUUCUUUUUAUUUCUUUGAAUUUUGCACUGUGAUGAUAACAUUCUGCUUAUAAAUAUUAAUCUAGCCAACCAUUUACAUGGCUGGAAAUAUUAAACAUUAAGACACAUUUUGAUAUAAUCUCAAUCGGGAACAAUUUUGCUGUCUUGUAAUGUAAAUGGUUUACCUUAUAUAAUUGUAACAUAUAUAUUUAUUUAUUAUUUUAACUUAACACAAACAGUAUUUGAAAGUGGUUUACUAAUUAUUCAACAUUUGUGAAUUUAAGAAUUUAUUUUUAUUAUUGAAAUCCCUAUUACAAACUUAACGGAAAAAAGUGAAUUAAGCAUUGGAUUAAGGAAUACUACCUCUUAGAAUGGACAUAAAAUUGCAAGUCUCAAAACUUGGUCAAUAAAAGUAUAUAUUUAUCAGUUAGACCUACCAGGUGCAAUGACUUAAAAAAAA
Messenger RNA from Lottia gigantea (owl limpet), 2080 nucleotides. RefSeq lists its product as hypothetical. The record is from RefSeq and is a predicted model, not a curated record. Gene Ontology annotation, biological process: UDP-N-acetylglucosamine biosynthetic process. The transcript has 10 exons. The coding region runs from base 101 to 1615 and encodes 504 amino acids. Gene Ontology annotation, molecular function: UDP-N-acetylglucosamine diphosphorylase activity. NCBI's taxonomy places the organism in Eukaryota, Metazoa, Mollusca, Gastropoda, Lottiidae.